Callorhinchus milii (elephant shark) is the source of this 2474-nucleotide messenger RNA. It is a transcript of the gene fdxr, whose product is annotated as ferredoxin reductase. The record is from RefSeq and is a predicted model, not a curated record. Bases 108 to 1592 code for a protein of 494 amino acids. Gene Ontology annotation, cellular component: mitochondrion. Gene Ontology annotation, biological process: ubiquinone biosynthetic process. The transcript has 12 exons. NCBI's taxonomy places the organism in Eukaryota, Metazoa, Chordata, Chondrichthyes, Chimaeriformes, Callorhinchidae.
GCGGUGACAGUCCGGUCGGCGCGUGGGCGAAGGGAAAGGUCCCGCGGACGAGGGAAGGAUCGGACGUCCGACCGUGCGGCCCCCGAGGCCUCCCUCCCGCCAGCGCCAUGAGGACCCCCCGGGCUGCCCGCGCGCUCCUGACCGGGGUUUACCUCAGGGGCAUCGGCCUCCACAGGCGGCCCCUUCCCGGAGUCCAGGGGUUUUCUUCGUCGUCGGAUUGCGAUCUCCAGGUGUGCGUUGUUGGCAGUGGUCCUGCGGGCUUCUACGCUGCACAACAUGUUCUCAAGCUUCAGAAAUCUGCCAUUGUUGAUAUCUAUGAGAAACUACCAGUCCCCUUUGGCCUCGUAAGAUUUGGUGUUGCUCCUGACCAUCCAGAAGUGAAGAAUGUUAUCAACUCAUUCACCCAGACAAUGCACCAUGGUCGCUGCUCGUUUUAUGGGAAUAUCACUGUUGGGAAGGAUAUUAGUGUGGAAGAGCUCAAACAAGCAUACCAUGUAGUGAUACUGGCCUAUGGAGCACAGGAUAAUCUGAUGCUUGAGAUUCCUGGGGAGUCCCUGCAUGGCGUCUAUUCUGCACGAUCGAUUGUAGAGUGGUACAAUGGUGUACCUGGAAUUCAAAAUCUGAACCCGGACCUGAGUUGUGAGACAGCAGUUAUCUUGGGACAAGGAAAUGUGGCCCUGGACGUUGCCAGGAUUCUCAUUUCUCCUAUUGACUUGCUUAAGAAAACUGAUAUUACAUCAUAUUCUCUGGAGGCAAUCGCUGCUAGUAAAGUGAAGAGGGUCCUGAUUGUUGGAAGAAGAGGACCCUUACAAGUCGCCUUUACCAUUAAGGAGCUGCGUGAGAUGGUGAAUUUGCCUGGUGCUCGACCAUUGUUCAACCCCAGUGAUUUUGAGGGUCUUAGGGAAAUCAUCAAAGACAAGCCACGGCCAAGAAAGAGGUUGACUGAGCUAAUGGUUAAAACGGCCCUCGAAAAGCCUUCAGCAAAAGAAGCCAAGCGACAGGAAGAAGCUGCCAAAGAAUGGGGUCUUCGGUUCUUACGCAGUCCAGUGCAGAUUUUGCCAACUAGUGAUGGAAAACACGUAGCUGGAAUACGUCUGUCUGUAAAUAAAUUGGAGGGUUCAGGAGAGUCUCUCAGGUCCAUUCAGACAGAAGAGCUUGAAGAUGUGGAGUGUGGCCUGGUAUUGAGCAGCAUUGGCUACAAAAGUCAUCCCAUCAGCUCCUCUUUUCCAUUUGAUAAUAAGAAAAGAGUUAUCCCAAAUCACUUGGGUCGAGUCCUGAACACACCAGGUCUUUACUGCAGCGGCUGGGUAAAGAGGGGACCAACUGGGGUCAUAUUGACCACAAUGAAUGACAGUUUUGAAACUGCGGAGUCUGUGGUGAAGGAUGUCAAAUCGGGGUCACUGAAUUUGUCUGUUCCAAAAGCAGGGUUCAGUGCUGUGCAGGCUUUGCUUCAACAAAGAGGUGUAUGCCUCGUUUCUUUUCCUGGAUGGGAAAAGAUUAACGAGGCUGAGUUGGCAAAAGGAGCAAAAUUGGGAAAAAGCAGAGAAAAACUAUCGAAUGUGGAAGAAAUGCUGCAGGUGGCAAAUCAGUGAAGCAUCCCUCUAGCAAGAAGGCCAUGACUGACCGACUACUUUGAACUCAACCUUGAAAUGGCAUCUUCUGCCUCAGCGGCAGUUUAUUGCAGAAAGGUUUAAAUUCUUAUUUUCUUUGUUGAAAAGAGGUAGAGUUCCUUUUCUUAGUCUUAAAAUAGGUAGACUUAAAUAUCCCUUUAAUACUAGGGUGCAACACUUCUUUCCAUGGUUAAUUUUAUAUCCUGUCUCUCGCGAGGAGAAUUCAAAAUGAAUUGUACCCUGAGGCAGAGUUGGAAAAUGUAUACCUGAUGAAUGUGUCUAAUGAUUUCCCGGUUCCCUCUGAAGUCAUCAAAAGUGACACUUGAAUGGUAAUCAAAAAGAGUAAUCCUUGGAAGAAAGUGAUUGUUUCAAGACUUGUUCAGGGCAAGUAGAAAUGUGGUAGAAUAAGUAAAAACUUAAUUAUUUGUGCAAACCUAUCCAAAGACCUUAAAUCAUGUCUACAUAUUUAAGCUUGGUUUGUGAGCGAGGAAUUGUGUUUGUUGCUACCCUAAUUUUAAACCAUCUACACUUGUAACGGUUUGUGCUCCAACGGUGGAGCACAAACUACGACCUUGGCUUACAGUUAGUUUCCGGAAAUGGAUGCAGGCCCCACAGUUAAUUCAUUUUAGAAUAUUUGACACGUUGUCCAUUACACACUAGUUCACAAAUUUUUCAAAUGAGUCAAAUGAUCCAUCCAGUAGAGCCUCUACCUAGCGUUAUAAUGCAUAAUGUCCUGCUUUACACUUGGCUGAUAAAUGUGCUGGUAAUCUGGCACAGUGUAGGAUUCUGUCACAGUGUUUUUUUUUGUACCAGUUGAAAUGAGACUACAAAUUUACUUGGGAUCAAAUAAAAAUAUCCUUUGUA